Molecule: messenger RNA, 4044 nt
Organism: Oncorhynchus masou masou (cherry salmon)
Lineage: Eukaryota; Metazoa; Chordata; Actinopteri; Salmoniformes; Salmonidae
Gene: grm5a
Product: glutamate receptor, metabotropic 5a
Biological process (GO): trans-synaptic signaling by endocannabinoid, modulating synaptic transmission; G protein-coupled glutamate receptor signaling pathway; regulation of synaptic transmission, glutamatergic
Cellular component (GO): postsynaptic density membrane; plasma membrane
Molecular function (GO): adenylate cyclase inhibiting G protein-coupled glutamate receptor activity; G protein-coupled receptor activity involved in regulation of postsynaptic membrane potential
Source: RefSeq, a predicted model, not a curated record
AUGGAGAGGGGAGAGGGGAGGAGACAGAGGAUGGAGGGAGGAGAGGGGAGGAGACAGAAGAUGGAGGGAGGAGAGAGGAGAAGAGAGAGAAUUAGAGGAGGUGGUGGAGGGGUGUACGUGUGGCUCCUCCUGGUGUGUAUGUUGCUGGGGGAUGUCCUGGGCUGGGUGACCCCUGGAGUUCAUGUUGGGGUCGAGGCUCAGGCCAAUGAAAGGAGAGUCCUGGCUCACAUUCCUGGUGACAUCAUCAUAGGAGCGCUGUUCUCUGUUCACCACCAACCUCCUGCAGACAAGGUCCAUGAGCGUAAGUGUGGAGCUGUCAGAGAACAGUAUGGUAUCCAGCGUGUGGAGGCCAUGAUGCACACCCUGGACCUGAUCAACUCUGACCCCCACCUCCUCCCCAACAUCACCCUGGGCUGUGAGAUCAGGGACUCUUGCUGGCACAGUGCAGUGGCAUUAGAACAGAGCAUAGAGUUUAUCAGAGACACGCUGGUCUCCAACGAGGAGGAGGAGAGCCUGAGUCUGGGGAAAUGUCUGGGGGAGGACGGGAUAGAGAUGACCCCUGUCAGAGGGAAGAAACCCAUUGUAGGGUUGAUAGGACCGGGUUCCAGCUCUGUGGCCAUCCAGGUGCAGAACCUGCUACAGCUGUUCAACAUACCACAGAUCGCUUACUCUGCUACCAGCAUGGACCUCAGCGACAAGAGUCUGUAUAAGUACUUCAUGAGGGUGGUGCCAUCGGAUGCUCAGCAAGCCAGAGCCAUGGUGGACAUCGUCAAGAGAUACAACUGGAGCUACGUCUCUGCUAUACACACAGAGGGUAACUAUGGUGAGAGUGGUAUGGAAGCCUUUAAGGAACUGGCAGGUAGAGAGGGCAUCUGUAUCGCUCACUCAGAUAAGAUCUACAGCAACGCAGGGGAGCACAACUUUGACAAGCUGCUGGAGAAGCUGAGAGGACACCUGCCCAAGGCUCGGGUGGUGGCUUGCUUCUGCGAGGGUAUGACUGUACGAGGCAUACUGAUGGCAAUGAGACGGAAACACCUGGUGGGGGAGUUCCUACUGGUGGGGAGUGAUGGCUGGGCUGACCGGUAUGAUGUGACAGAUGGAUAUCAGCAAGAGGCUGCAGGGGGAAUAACUAUAAAGCUGAAGUCAGCCUACAUCCCCUGGUUCGACGACUACUACUUGGCUCUGCAACCAGAUGACAACACCAGGAACCCCUGGUUCACUGAGUUCUGGCAGCACCGGUUCCAAUGUAGACUAAAGGGACACGCACAGGAGAACACCAAGUACAACCGUACCUGCAAUAGUAGAGAGUCUCUCCGGCAGCAGUAUGCCCAGGACACUAAGAUGGGUUUUGUCAUCAACGCUAUCUACUCCAUGGCUUAUGGACUACACACUAUGCAGCAGACAGUCUGCCCGGGAUACCAAGGUCUGUGUGAUGCCAUGCGGCCUAUCGACGGUCGCAAGCUGCUGGAGUUUCUGAUGAGGACCAACUUCACUGGAGUCUCUGGAGAAACUAUCCAUUUUGACCAGAACGGAGACUCACCGGGCAGGUAUGAGAUCAUGAACUUUAAGCGUCUGGGCGGUGAUGGUGGUGUGGAGCAGUACAGUUAUAUCCAUGUGGGGAGCUGGGACCAGGGAGGACUGAGGAUGGACGACGAAGAGAUGUGGGCUAACGCCUCCACCAUUAUACAGUCUGUCUGCUCUGAACCCUGCCAGAAGGCACAGAUCAAGGUGAUCCGUAAUGAGGUCAGCUGCUGCUGGACCUGAAAAGACAAUGAGUUUGUGUUUGAUGAACAUGAAAACGAGUCUGGCUCUCCAUCCAUCGGCCACAUCUUGCUCUUCAUCACCCACAGCGAUAUAAACCUUUUCUUCAAAUACACCAUGUUCACGGUUAUCCAAAACAAAGGUUGUGAGCCUAUCCCGGUGCAGUACGUACAUUGGGGAGACCCUGAACCCAUAGCAGCAGUGGUGUUUGCCUGUCUGGGGCUCAUGGCUACCCUGUUUGUUACCUCCAUAUUCAUCAGGUUCUAUGACACCCCGGUAGUGAAGUCGAGCAGUAGAGAGCUGUGUUACAUCAUCCUGGCUGGGAUCUGUCUGGGCUAUCUCUGUACCUUCAGCCUCAUCGCCAAGCCCCACGCUGCACACUGUUACCUACAGAGACUGGGGAUAGGACUGUCCCCUGCCAUGAGCUACUCUGCCCUGGUCACUAAGACUAACCGUAUAGCCCGAAUCCUGGCUGGCAGUAAGAAGAAGAUCUGUACCAAGAAGCCCAGGUUCAUGUCAGCCUGCGCUCAGCUGGUCAUCGCCUCCCUACUCAUCCUGCUACAACUAGGAAUCAUAGUAGCUCUGUUCAUUAUGCAACCACCACAGGUGAUCUAUGACUACCCCAGUAUCAGCGAGGUCCAUCUGAUCUGCAACCUGACGACACUCGGAGUAGUAACUCCUCUGGGUUAUAACGGACUGCUCAUCCUCAGCUGUACCUUCUACGCCUUUAAGACCCGUAACGUUCCUGCUAACUUCAACGAGGCCAAGUACAUCGCCUUCACCAUGUACACCACCUGUAUCAUCUGGCUGGCCUUCGUCCCCAUCUACUUCGGCUCCAACUACAAGAUCAUCACCAUGUGUUUCAGUGUUAGUCUCUCUGCUACUGUGGCUCUCUGCUGCAUGUUCGCCCCCAAGGUAUACAUCAUGCUGGCAAAACCGGAGAAGAACGUACGGAGUGCCUUCACCACCUCUACCCAGGUCCGUAUGCAUGUAGGGGAUGCCAAGACAGCCGCUAACGCUGCCAAACCCAAGACCAUGGCUGGACUCUUCAGAAGGAAGGGGUCUGAAGACAACCUCAGCUCCAACGGUAAGUCGGUGUCGUGGUCUCAGAAUGAGCGCAGCGGCUACAGACCCACCCUGUGGAAGAGGAUCUCUAUCCACAUCAAGAAGAAGGAGGAGGUCAACCAGACAGCCAUCAUUAAGCCCUUCUCUAAGGGGGCGGGCACCCCCGACCUCGCCCCCGCCACGCCCCAACUUGGGGACAGGGGGGUCUAUGAUGAACCUCAGGGGGCACAGCAUUACCCCACUGGAACCUACCCUUGUCCUCCCUCGCCUCAUGUUGGAGCAUACCGCCGUUGUCCCUCCUCACCCUCCCCACUAGCCCUGCCCACCGUCAGCCAAAGGGUGGGAGGCUUCCACCCCUGCCCUUCCUCGCCUCACGCUGGAACCUACCACCCAUGUCCCCUCCGGGGGGCUCAGGGGUCCCAGGACGGAGGGGAGAUCAGGGCUCUGCCAUCCUACAUGACAGAGAGGCCUCAGACAAGGGUGUAUGGUGGGGUGGGUAUGGGGGGCAUAGGUGAUAUUGGUGGUGGUGGUAGGGGUGAUGGUGGUAAGGGUGUAGGUAUGGGGGGCAUUGGUGAUAUUGGUAGGGGUGUAGGUAUGGGGGGCAUUGGUGAUAUUGGUGGUGGGGUUGGUGUGGGUGAUUUAGACAUGGGUAAAGGUGUUGGUGGUAUAGGUGACAGGGGUAUUGGUGUGGGCACGGUGGGCAGUCAGCCCCAGGGCUCCAACAUCAUGGAUCAGAUUAGCUGUGUGGUGAACCGUUUCACCGCCAAUAUCAGCCAGCUCAACAACAUGAUGCUCCCUGGGUCGCCACCGGAGGGAGCUGACCCCCCUCCUCCGGGUCCAGGCCUUACCCCCGCCCCAUGCCCUCCUCCCUACAUCCUACCCCGCACCCGACAGCCAAAUACCACAGUCACCACCUACGCUGAAGUAGCAGCCAUCGCCGCCUCUAACCAUGGCAACCCCCGGGUGGGCGGGUCGGUCGGUGUGGUCUAUGGUCCUGGGGGCGGUGUGUGUGGUACUGCAGCGGUGAGAACCACAGAGCUGCUGGAGGAGCUUGUUGCUCUGGCCCCUCCUUCCCCAUUUAGAGACUCCUCCCUGGAGUCUCCUAGCGCCACGCCCCCCUCCCUGACCUCGGAGUAUGCCCUGGGUGAGCCCUGUCCCCCGGGGAAAUAUGACAGACUGAUGCUACGGCACUACAGCCAGAGCUCCUCCUCCCUGUAA